This is a messenger RNA of Durusdinium trenchii, 1136 nucleotides long. The record is from the annotation of a GenBank genome assembly. NCBI's taxonomy places the organism in Eukaryota, Dinophyceae, Suessiales, Symbiodiniaceae.
UUUGGCUUAGCACUCCCUGUAUUUGCAGCCUUAGCUGCUGCAGGUGGCUGCGGGGUCAGGGUGGCUGGCAUGGACCAAUACCAAAAGAUUGAGAAGGUGGGCGAGGGCACUUACGGAGUCGUUUACAAGGCCCAGGAUUCAGCGGGAGAGAUUUACGCUUUGAAGACGAUCCGGCUGGAAGCUGAGGAUGAAGGAAUCCCCAGCACCGCCAUCAGAGAGAUUUCUUUGUUGAAAGAGCUCCAGCAUCCCAAUAUCGUAAGGCUUUGCGAUGUGAUCCACACAGAGCGAAAAUUGACAUUGGUGUUCGAGUAUCUGGACCAAGACCUCAAAAAGCUAUUGGACAUGUGUGAUGGCGGAUUGGACCCUGCCACCACGAAGUCCUUUCUGUACCAGCUUUUGCGGGGCAUAGCGUAUUGCCAUGCGCACCGUGUGCUGCACCGGGACUUGAAGCCUCAGAAUCUUCUCAUUAACAGAGAAGGCUCUUUGAAGUUGGCUGACUUCGGAUUGGCUCGGGCCUUUGGCAUCCCUGUGCGGAGUUACACCCAUGAGGUUGUGACAUUGUGGUAUAGAGCUCCAGAUGUGCUUAUGGGUUCCCGCAAGUACUCCACUCCGGUAGAUAUUUGGUCAGUUGGCUGUAUUUUUGCAGAAAUGGUGAACGGCCGGCCGCUGUUCCCGGGCGAUACGGACGCCAAUCAGCUGCAGAAGAUCUUCAAGAUCUUGGGGACACCAUCUGCAGAUGUGUGGCCAACAAUCACUGAAUUGCCAGACUGGAAACCUGAUUUCCAAGUGUUUGAGCCCCAGUCAUGGACGACAAUUACACCAACUUUGGACGCCGAGGGCACAGACCUCAUGUCGAAGUUCCUGCAGUACUGGCCGGACAGACGAAUAUCUGGCAAAGCAGCGCAAGACCAUGAAUACUUCAGGGGGCUUAGCGAAGCCAUCAAGAACAUGAAAUGAGGAAAAGCUCUCAAAGUCAACACAAUGGUGGCCGAAACCAGAUUCAAUUGUGUCGCACAGCACAGCGCAGACUGAAGAUGUAGAGGUGCAGCCUAUGGUACUUAUCGCCCAAAGAGGCAACCUGUGAUGGACGGAAGCGAUUGCCUUGUUUGAAGUCAUUGUUUGAUCAUCGGAAAGUG